Paralichthys olivaceus (Japanese flounder) is the source of this 1314-nucleotide messenger RNA. RefSeq names its product heat shock protein beta-7-like. NCBI's taxonomy places the organism in Eukaryota, Metazoa, Chordata, Actinopteri, Pleuronectiformes, Paralichthyidae. Gene Ontology annotation, cellular component: nucleus; cytoplasm. The record is from RefSeq and is a predicted model, not a curated record.
CCCCUGGGCAGUAACUGUGAGGUGAAAAUCUUUUGGUAACCCACUUCUCUGAAUCCAUUUUGCAUUUAUAUUCGAAAAAGGGUCACAAGAGAACUGAGGUCUUGUUUGGUGAAGCUUGGUGCCUGUGUUCGCAAGUGUGACAGGACACUAGACAUCCUCUGCCAUGGCGUCUGUGACAUCUUCCAGCCGCAGAUCCUCCUCGUCCUACCGCUCCUCGUCACGUUACAGCAGCUCCAGCUCUUACCGGUCAGAGGGCUCGCUGGGCGGAUCAUCUGAUUGUCUGGACCCGCUCUUUGAGCCGUUCCUUGACUCGCCGGAUCAUUCCAGUCUGUUUGGAGAAGAGGGCCCCGGGGGACCCAGCUGCUUGACCCCCUUCAGCAGGCAGAACAGAUCCUCCUACGGACACACUGCUCCUGUGUGUGGCGCUGUGACAGGUCGUCAGAGUGGCGCAGGCGGCGGGGUCCGUUGUCUUGGAGACAGUUACUACGUGUCCGCUGACGUCAGCCAGUUUGAGCCACAUGACAUCGUGCUGAUGGCCUUCAAACAUCAGGUCGUCAUCCACGCAGAGAAGGUAUUGGAUGAUGGAAGCAUCAGCGACACAUUCACCCAUAAGUCCCUGUUCCCGGAGGAUAUGGACCCCCUGUCGGUCAGUGGAACCCUUAACCCAGACGGUACCCUGGUGGUGAGCGUCCGGCGGACGUCAGCGCUCAGUGGGCUGGAGCCCCCGGGUGUUCCCACCUACCGCAGCGAAGCUAAUCUUUGACGUCUGGUCUCAAAGUUCUUUCAUGGUUUCUUUGUAAUAUUACUACUUUAUUAUAGAGUUGUCAGUGAGGUACACUCACACAUCGAGUCAACAAUGGAUUCUGUGAAUGACAAAUGAUUUCUGUCCUCCACGUCUGUCCAUCUGUUUGUCCAACACAUUGAUAACAAUGCUCAACACAUUGCCAUGACAUUUAAUGUUCGUAUGAAUGUAUUAUAGAUAGAGGAAGUACAUUUAUUUAAAGAAAAUUAAAUAAAAUAAAUCUGUGGGUUUAGUUAGUGGAGGGUUUUCGUGUAGAAAUGUUUCCAUCAUACGAUCCCAUUUUUUGCUACUACCACUAGGGGGUGCCAAAGUCAGAAAUGUACAAUUCCUCCACACAGUGCCUUUAAUUUUUUAAUGUGCAAGCUAAUCACAGACUACUGGAACACUCUGAAAGUGAGAAACUCAGUUCAGCUCACAGGUUCAUACUCUAUCAUUAUAUUUGACUAAUGCAAUUCAUUGUGUUCGUGUGAACUUUGUAUUCUAAAGCCAAGUUUCUUAAAUAAAUUAUACCG